Molecule: messenger RNA, 672 nt
Organism: Penicillium cinerascens
Lineage: Eukaryota; Fungi; Ascomycota; Eurotiomycetes; Eurotiales; Aspergillaceae
Product: protein tyrosine phosphatase-like domain-containing protein
Exons: 2
Coding region: 1-672 (223 amino acids)
Biological process (GO): very long-chain fatty acid biosynthetic process; fatty acid elongation; sphingolipid biosynthetic process
Cellular component (GO): endoplasmic reticulum membrane
Molecular function (GO): 3-hydroxyacyl-CoA dehydratase activity
Source: RefSeq, a predicted model, not a curated record
AUGUCCUCCACCGCGCCUUCGGGUCUUACAAGAGACUACCUCUUCACCUACAAUGCCCUGAACCUCCUCACCUGGGGCACCUGUGUACUCUACACAGCCAGCCUCCUGCCCUCGCACCUGGCCAGCAACAACAUCUCUUCCAUCUUCACCGCGACAUUCAACCCCCUCCUGUUAGCAACACAAUCCCUCGCCAUCCUCGAAGUUCUCCACAGCCUAAUCGGCCUCGUUCGCGCACCCUUUCUGACAACCGCAAUGCAAGUCGCCAGCCGCUUGCUCCUAGUCUGGGGGAUCAUGGCACCCUUUGGCGGUGACAUCGUCGGCGCGCGCUCGACCCAGCUGGGCGACUACGCGUACCUCGGCUGCGUGAGCGCAUGGGGAAUCACGGAGAUCAUCCGCUAUGGAUUCUUCGCUAUCACGCUCUCUGGGAAUGCGGUUCCGGCUUGGUGGACUUGGUUGCGGUAUAACACUUUCUAUGUGCUGUAUCCCAUCGGUAUCUCGAGCGAGUGCACCCUUAUUUUCAAGGCGCUGGCGCCCGCGGCGCAAAUUGAUCCGUUGUUCCGGUGGGCUUUGAUUGCUAUUCUGGCUAUCUAUGUGCCUGGUUCUUAUGUUCUCUACACUCAUAUGAUUGCGCAGCGCCGAAAGGUCCUUCGUGGAAAGAAGCGUGCUGAUUAG